Camarhynchus parvulus is the source of this 1578-nucleotide messenger RNA. Its product is annotated as 25-hydroxyvitamin D-1 alpha hydroxylase, mitochondrial. Gene Ontology annotation, molecular function: monooxygenase activity; oxidoreductase activity, acting on paired donors, with incorporation or reduction of molecular oxygen; heme binding. The record is from RefSeq and is a predicted model, not a curated record. Lineage: Eukaryota; Metazoa; Chordata; Aves; Passeriformes; Thraupidae. Gene Ontology annotation, biological process: glucocorticoid biosynthetic process; cortisol metabolic process; cellular response to peptide hormone stimulus. Gene Ontology annotation, cellular component: mitochondrial inner membrane.
AUGUCCCCCGGGCUCCGCCUGCCCGCCCGGGCCGCGCUCCUGUCCCGCUCCCCGCCCGAGCCGGGGCUCCCCCGGGCCCCCCCGGUCCCUCCCGCCGCUUCCCCGCCGGGCCGGAGCCGCCCGGAGCCCUCCCGGCCCCGGGGCCUGGCCGAGAUGCCGGGGCCGAGCUCCGCCGCCUUCAUCUUCGAGCUGCUGUGCCGGGGCGGCGUGCGGAGGCUGCACGAGAUGCAGGUUCACGGCCGGGCCCGGUGGCCGGUGUGGCGGGCCCGGUUCGGCCCGGUGCUCACGGUUCACGUGGCCGAGCCCGCGCUCGUGGCGCAGGUGCUGCGGCAGGAGGGCCCCGAGCCCCGGCGCGCCCUCAGCUGCCCCUGGAAGCAGCACCGGGAGCUGCGGGGGGCGCCGGGGGGGCUCCUGACCCUGGAGGGCGAUGCGUGGCGCGGCUCCCGGCGGCUCCUGGCGCGGUCCCUGCUCCGCCCGGGCGCUGCCGAGGCCUUCGCGCUCCCGGUGGCCGCGGCCGUGACCGAGCUCGUGGCGCGGCUGCGGCGGCUGCGGCGGCGCCACCCCCGGGGGCUCGUGCGCGACAUCGGCACCGAAUUCAACCGCUUCGGCCUCGAGGACACCGAGGCUGUGCUGCAGAGCGUGGGGGCGGUGCUGGCGCUGACGCUGGUGACAAUGGCACUGCCACGUCCCCUCCUGCGCCUCGUCCCCGCGCCCUGGGACGCCUUCUGCCACGCCUGGGACCAGCUCUUCGCCUUUGCCAAGGGACACGUGGACCGGCGCGUGGCCGCGGUGGCAGCGCGGGGGCCGCUGGCCGAGGGGGACACGUGUGUCACCGACCUGCUGGCCCGGGAGCGCGUCCCCGUCAGCAGCAUCUACGGCAACGUCACCGAGCUGCUGCUGGCCGGGGUGGACACGGUGGCCAGCACGCUGGCCUGGAGCCUGUACGAGCUGGCCCGGAACCCGGGGGCGCAGGCAGCCCUGCACCGCCAGCUGCUCGCUGCCACUGCCACCAACGGCGGUGACAGUGACAGUGACAGUGCCACCACCGAGCGUGCCGCUGCUGCUGCCACCGCCGCCGCGCUGGGACGGCUGCCACUGCUGCGGGCGGUGGUGAAGGAGACGCUCAGGCUGUACCCCGUCAUCCCGGCCAACGCCCGCGUUGUCCCCGAGUGCGACAUCCGUGUCGGUGACUACCUGGUGCCACGCCAGACCCUCAUCACCCUGUGCCAUUACGCCACGUCCCGCGACAGCCGCUUCUUCCCCGCGCCCGACGCCUUCCGCCCGGAGCGCUGGCUGCGCCCCGGGGACACCGCUGGGGACACCCCCGGGGACACCACUGGGGACACCGCUGGGGACACCGCUGGCCCCAGGCACCCCUUUGCCUCCCUGCCCUUCGGCCUCGGCCCGCGCAGCUGCGUCGGGCGCCGCUUGGCCGAGCUGCAGCUGCACAUGGCGCUGGCACAGAUCCUGCUGCGCUUCGAGGUGCGGCCGGAGCCCGGGGGGGGCCGCGUGCGCCCCAUGACCCGAACCCUGCUGGCCCCCGGAGCCCCCAUCAGCCUGCGCUUCCUCGAGAGGUGA